Lycium ferocissimum is the source of this 399-nucleotide messenger RNA. RefSeq lists its product as uncharacterized. The record is from RefSeq and is a predicted model, not a curated record. The coding region runs from base 1 to 399 and encodes 132 amino acids. The transcript has a single exon. NCBI's taxonomy places the organism in Eukaryota, Viridiplantae, Streptophyta, Magnoliopsida, Solanales, Solanaceae.
AUGAUCUCAAAAAAUUUCAAGCCUCAAACCACUUCAAAUUCUCCUCUGCUAAGCUCUCCUCCAUGUCCAGUUAUUCACAACAUCAAUGAUGUCAAUCCUUAUCGGGAUGAGUUUAGUGUUUCCAUGCUUGAGGAUCUUAGUUUUGAGCUUGACAACUAUAUUGACUAUGCGCGAGAAGUGGGCAAUGAUUUCUCUAACUUGAAAAGACUUGGAGAUCUUUCAGAGACAUUGGUUAAAACAAAUUUGCACAAGACUUGGAGGCUUGUUUAUUUGCUUGUGAAGUUGAGCUUAAUAUUACCUGUCGCUACUGCAACGGUGGAAAGAGCUUUUUCUUCGAUGAAGUGUAUUAAAAAUGAAUUGCGUGGCAGAAUUGGUGAUGAAUUUUUGAAUGAUUGUUGA